Messenger RNA from Theobroma cacao (cacao), 1579 nucleotides. Its product is annotated as UDP-glucuronic acid decarboxylase 6. Gene Ontology annotation, biological process: D-xylose metabolic process. Lineage: Eukaryota; Viridiplantae; Streptophyta; Magnoliopsida; Malvales; Malvaceae. Gene Ontology annotation, molecular function: NAD+ binding; UDP-glucuronate decarboxylase activity. Gene Ontology annotation, cellular component: cytoplasm. The record is from RefSeq and is a predicted model, not a curated record.
AUUGUUCUCGAGGAGCUGUCAUCAAAAGCUUCUCGCUUUUCGUAAAUUUGAAGGCUCCCCAAUUUACCAUUCUUAUUUAAUCAAUCAUUUCUUUUUUGGAAAUUAAUUUGGUGGAACAAGUUUCGAUUUUUAGAACCUUUUUUGAGGCUAUAAAUAAGGCUUUCUGAUCCCAAGUUUUCUUGUGUGUAAGUAAGAGAUCAAACUCGCUACGCGUUUUUAUCUGAUUGUUCUCUCGAAUUCUCAAUCAGGUUUUUGAGUUGAAAAGGCGAGAUCUGAGCAAUGGCGGCAAAUUCAUCAAAUGGUGAACAACAGACAACCUCAAAGCCACCACCUUUGCCAUCUCCAUUGCGCUUUUCUAAGUUUUUUCAGUCCAACAUGAGGAUUUUGGUAACUGGUGGAGCUGGUUUUAUUGGUUCUCACUUAGUGGACAAAUUGAUGGAAAAUGAGAAAAAUGAGGUGAUUGUUGUUGAUAACUACUUCACUGGAUCAAAAGACAACCUUAGGAAGUGGAUUGGCCAUCCAAGAUUUGAGCUUAUUCGUCAUGAUGUUACUGAGCCAUUGUUGAUUGAAGUUGAUCAGAUUUACCAUCUUGCAUGCCCAGCUUCUCCAAUUUUCUACAAAUACAAUCCUGUGAAGACAAUAAAGACAAAUGUGAUUGGCACACUGAACAUGCUGGGACUUGCCAAGCGAGUGGGAGCAAGGAUCUUGCUCACAUCAACUUCAGAGGUAUAUGGAGAUCCUCUAAUCCAUCCACAACCUGAAACAUACUGGGGUAAUGUCAACCCAAUUGGGGUUCGGAGCUGCUAUGAUGAAGGGAAGCGUGUGGCUGAGACCCUGAUGUUUGAUUACCAUAGGCAGCAUGGGAUUGAGAUACGAAUUGCUAGGAUCUUCAACACGUAUGGGCCACGCAUGAACAUCGAUGAUGGACGUGUUGUCAGCAAUUUCAUAGCUCAAGCACUUCGUGGUGAACCACUGACAGUUCAAAAGCCUGGGACGCAAACUCGCAGUUUCUGUUAUGUCUCUGACAUGGUUGAUGGCCUCAUUCGUCUCAUGGAGGGGGAGAACACUGGUCCAAUCAAUAUUGGGAACCCAGGUGAAUUUACCAUGCUUGAGCUUGCUGAGACAGUUAAGGAGCUUAUUAAUCCUGAGGUGGAGAUAAAGACGGUGGAGAACACUCCAGAUGAUCCACGACAGAGAAAACCAGACAUUGCAAAGGCAAAGGAAUUGCUAGGCUGGGAGCCCAAAGUCAAGUUGCGGGAUGGUCUCCUACUCAUGGAGGAGGAUUUCCGAUUGAGGCUAGGAGUCUCCAAAAAGAAGUGAAUGAAUUAUAUAUAAGGUGGAAUUUUCAAUGGCAGAUUCAGCCCUUGUGGUGGGAAUAUUUCUCAUUUAUACUCUCCCCUUGCCUCAUAUUGUUCUUUUAUCAUAUCAUAGCAAAAUAAUCCAUAACCAUAGAAUGUGAGGUGAGAAUUUGUGAAACUUAUUGAAUUUCGGCAGUCCUUAUAGUGAACAUAGAUGGUCUUGUUGCCGUUAAUUUUGUUUGCUACAGCAAUUAAUAAAAGUUUGAUGAUUCUCUUUAGCG